Molecule: messenger RNA, 12436 nt
Organism: Porites lobata
Lineage: Eukaryota; Metazoa; Cnidaria; Anthozoa; Scleractinia; Poritidae
Source: the annotation of a GenBank genome assembly
CCGCCAUCUUUGAUCAUUUUCAAUCAGUGUCAGCAUUAUAUCGGUGACUAAAACAUGUUCGGUUCAACAAGCUCGUCAUUCGGUGGUACUUCCAGCUUUGGGACGUUUGGUUCUACUUCUACCACAACAAAUUCCCUUGGUCUCGGAAAUACCGACAACCCAAUGAAAGAUGUUGAGGUGCAGUCCCCUCCAGACGACACUGUUAGCGCGCUCAAGUUUAGCCCAAAAGCAGACUUUCUCAUCGGUUCAUCUUGGGCAAAUGAUGUAAGUUAAAGGAUGACUUUAUGCAUAACGGAUUCUACCUGAUUUUGGUUUGCAACUAAAGAACAAUCCGUCUGAGUUGAGAGCAACCCUAAUAUCAAACCAAGGAUAGUGAUUUGAGGGAUGUUCCAUUUACAUUGUAUUUCCUUAGGAGGGGGCCGGUCUGGUCCCUGAAAUCUAACGACAUGUGUUUAUGGUCUCCCCCCAAGCAACCUUUGGUAGAGAUAUGGAAAAAUUGCAAAAUAAUCAUUUAAUUUGUAGCUUAGUCAAGACAAGCCCAUCUUCUAACCAACUGGGAGAUCUCACAAGAGAGCCAUGCUCCUCAGCCUCUUUCAAAGUGGCCAUGGUGGUAUCCAACUCCACAUGUUUGAAGGGGAAAUGUGGAGAUGGUGUAAGGCUGGGUUCUAACAGUGGCAUCACCCAGUAAGAGGCCGUCGACAUAUUCACUUUUUCCCCACUUAACGUCAACUGGAUGUUUAGGUCAGACCCCCCUCCUCCCCCCUCCUAAACGUUCACUUGAAAUGUUGCUUCCCCAAAAGUCACUGCAUUCCAGAAGGAAUACUGACAUGCACUUGUGUGAGGAUAUCAACAGUAUCAACACAAUUUACUGCUUUUAAAACGUGGUAGAAACUUCAUUACAUUUUUAAAGGAAUAAAGCAGUGAACAACACUUUUGUGAACUUCUUGAGUUGUAACAACUGUUUUUAUUUGGGACUAACGCAUACUUCAUCACAGAGUUUUACAGUACAACUAAGAAUAUCUGUGUAGUGAUAUACCUAAGUGAGGAAGAAUUCAACGAAAUUAGCUGGGUUUGCCACUAGUGCCAUUAACAACACUGUUAAGAUAGACUGUUGCUCGUUACAUGUAUAAAUGUUAUCGACUUUAUACAUUAUUCAGUCUAAGUCAACAUAUUGUCAUUAUUUUGUUGUUAGGUUGAAGUGAAAAUGAUCGCCUCGGAUUUUGUCCAACGAGGCUGUGAAUGGAUUCUCAAAAAAGAACUUCGACGUUUAAACUAUGUACUGAAAAAAGAUUCCAGUUGUGUUGUGACAAAUAUUUACAAUAUCAGCAAACUAACCAUAAUUCUUGGUAUUGUAAAAAUUCAUUGGUGAUUAAGGAUAGAGUUUAAAAAAUCUCAAUGUAAAAUAUACAAUUGCGGGUAGUUAAGAGCAGAGUUUUAUAAAAAGAUCACAAUUUACACUCACUUCUUUAGUUGGUCCUGCUUUCUCUUAACUAAUGUCACUGGCGCUGCUCCACACAUUUUUACAUCAGUUUGCUUUUGUCCAAAAAUGUGCCGCACUAAUGUCCGCUGCCUUAUCACCUCCCCCCUAAAUGUCCUGUUGACGUUAAGCAGGGGAAAAGUGAAUAUGUUGAUGGCCCCUAACCGGUCAAGUGGCCCCAAAAAUUAAUCGAACCUGAAGUUAUGUCAACUGAAACUAGAGUUAUGUCACCCAAAAUCCUGAGUUAUGUCGCCUGAAAUUUUAUCAGUUGCAAAUACACAAAGAAAUAAAUUUGCAAUGAUGAGAGGAAACCAGGGUAAUAAACGUGUCUUAGUGUAAUAAUUGACUUUAAGAUUAGACUAGAUUAUCCUCUUACGAUUUUAUUAUUUCAAUUAAGUUACAUUUUAAUUUUUAUGGUAAUUUUCAGGAUCUUAACAUUUUAUAUUAAAUAUAAAAUGUUAAGAAACUUUAAAAUUAUGUACAAUCAAAUUUUGAUUGUACAUAAUUUUAAAGUUAAACUUUUUGUCAUUUAUGUGAAGUGCUUGUGGACUUCUAAGGAUUAAGGGCUAUAUAAUUAAAUUACUAUUAUUAUUAUGUAAGUCACGGGUUAAAUAUAAAACAAGUAUGAUAGGUGUGUAAUAUUUUUUGUUCUUUAUAGACUUGAUAAGACAAAACAAGCACCAAAAACAUGUUGAAUACAGUAUCUUGUUCUGCUUGCCAUAAUAAAACAGAACAAGCAUUACAAAGGUGUAACAGGAUGUAAAAAUGUCUUUUAGCUUGAGAAAAUUUUGGGCAACAUAACUCAAAAGCAUUUCGGGUGACAUAACUGUAGUUUUGGGCGACAUAAAGUUGAGCGAGAUGAUUAUCAGUCAACUUGACUGGAAACCCAACAUUUCCCUACUUGUUAAAGCAACAAAUCUCUCAUCAACUAAUUGCUAAUUAUGUAUUCGCCAUGUGCUGGCAUUUUGCUUAUUUGGUAUAGUUACAGAUGCAAAAAUCCUUUCAAUAGUACUUAACGAAUGUCUUGUCUCUAUGCAGACCUUACAUGACAAUUGCCUAACGAGCAUCACUUGCCACAUGUUUAUCAGUUAUUGUUGGUGUCAAGUGCCACCCUCUUUACGUAACGUUAGUUUUGUUUGGUUUGUAUAGGUAAGGUGUUGGGAAGUCAAAGAAAAUGGGCAGACAGUUCCAAAGGCUCAACAAUUUCAUACAGGACCAAUUUUAGACUGCUGCUGGCAUGAUGUAAGUGAUCAGAGGUUUCAAAAAUAACUUCUAAAGGUGAAAUAAUCUGCCAUCAUAGUGAUUCAAACAACUCAAAUAAAGUAAUUUCCUGCUAUGGAAACAGAAAAGUGAUAAAAGGGUAUGACCAAUAGGCUAGAUCACAUGACUAAUAAAGGGAUUGAGAUGACAGUGAAAUGUGUUGCUCCAAAAAACUCGUAUCUGUGAUUGUGUAAUUUUUAUCAUUACAAGAAAAAGUAUUUUUUGCCUAGUAAGCUGAUAAUAUUUCAUUGCACUUAUCAUCCAUACAAGUCAUGUACCGGUAUUCUCCAUACUUCACCUACAUCAAUAAGAAACUUCUAAUUACAGGAUGGUACAAAAGUAUUUACAGCAUCUACUGACAAACAGUGUAAGAUGUGGGACCUCAAUUCCAACCAGGCUGUGCAAGUAGCUCAGGUAAGAAUGUAAUAACCCUUUAAUUCUGCCAAUAGUGACCAACACCAAUUUUCUCCUUACAAUAUUAAUUUAAAGUCAAGAAAAAAGGUCAUGAGAAUUUUAAAAUGAUCACCAAUGAGAAAAUGGUUUGAUCUUUAUAAAAUUCUCUCAAUUAAGUCUUUAAGAAAUGUGUGGAGGUCAGUUUGGAGAAUUGGUAUGUUGAUAUUGGGGCUUAAAGGGAUAAGGGGGCUGGAGGGCUGUGGGGUUGGUGUGGCAACAGAGACUCUGUAACAAGUCCUUGGAUGCAAAAUAGUUAUUUUUAGACUAAAAGUGAAAGAAGAAACAAAGACAGCAUAACUCUUGUAUCAUUUUCAGUCAUUUUUGAAAUUGAUAGUAUUAAUUAAGAUUGAGUAUUUACUCCUACACUUCUACACUCUAGGCAAUAAUAAACUUUAACUUAAAUUAUUGAUCCAUACAUUAACAUUAUUUUACAGAUUUUUGUGUCAAAACUACACGUAGAAAUUUGCAUUGUACUCCAUUAAUUACCUACAUUAUUAUGCUAACAAUAAUAUUUUUAUUAAACAUACCUGCAAAUCAGUAUUAUUGUUCUUAGCAUUGCCAGUUAACCCUUGCUUGUUUAUUUAAAUGAUAAUUAUAUAGAUUUAGCCGGGCUAAAAGCGAAGCUCUCAUUAAUAUAUUCUUAUAGUUAAAUACUCAAACAAAAAAUAAAAUUGUGUAAUACUAAACAGGGACAGAAACAAGAACAGCAAAAAAAAUUAAUAGGUCCGAUUAGCAAAAAGACAACUUUGCACAUGCAGCACACUUUUUUGUACAUUUCUUUGCUGUUGUUUUGCACGACUACAACAUAGAACUUCCUGGUUACACAUUUUAUAGAGGAAAUGUUGUAUGUUUGUAUGUGUUUUUUUUUCACUGCCGCUCAUUUUCACCUUAGUAGCCGCUGGCAUUUCUCAUUUUCUCACCCCCACUACAAAAUUUUCAUGUUUUUCUUCCAACAAAAUUUGUCUCCUUUGCUUUUCAUCUCUUGCUCUUGCUCUUUCUCUGUUAUCCACGUCAGUGUGGACAUAAAGAUUGAGUUAAAAAAAGACUUGGCUUUGUUGUUGCUUUUACUCUCUAAAAGUCAAGGUGGACACGUGAUUUUUUCAAGGCCACUAAACUAGGUUCAUGGGACAAACAUCCCGCAUACUGCUAGGACUGACUGUCAAUAUGUGCCUAUGUGCAAUUUGCCACUAUAGAAACGAGAGGGGAACCGGAGCCGAAACGGACCCCACAGUUCUUUCUGGGAUUGUUAAUGGGGAUGCUCCCAUCAGCUAUUGGCCAAUAUUUUUUCCCUGUCCCUAGUAACAGUUCCAGAACAGCUUGGCGAAGUUAACUCAGCCCAGUUUUUUUUUCUUGUUUCUGAAGUGGAUUAAAAAGAAGCAACUUUUUGAAACAUUUAGCUAUAAAAAAUUGCAAAAAAAACUCCUCUUAAAUACAUUUUAAGAAAUUUUUUAAAACAUUAAAAAAAUAUGAUGAUUUUUUUGACACUCUCAGACUUCAUUACGAAGUCAAAAAAUUGUGUAUGAAUGUUCUAUGAAUACAAGAAAAAACAAAAUAUGUUAUGAACAUUACAAGUUAAACAAAUAGUUUCGCGCUAAGGGAGUCACUCUGAGUAUUAAGACUGGGCCUAAGUUCUUUAAUGAAUAACAUUUUGUAAAUGAGGCAGUAAAAUUUUCCGUGGCACUUCUUAAGAAUGUGACGUUGAUCCUCAAUCAGAAGAUGAGCUUAACGCUGUUGUAUUUUCUAAUGUUUUUAAAAAUUUCUUUAAAUGUUCUUAAGAAAGGUUUUUUUGCAAUUUUUAUUGCUAAAUUUCCAAAAUGGCAAAUGAUAGAAAUGCGAUGGUGAAUUUUAAGCCAUGCACUGUUCUUGUGUCUAUCUUUUUAUCAGCAUGACAAACCUGUCAAAACUUGCCAGUGGAUUCAAGCACCAAACUACAGCUGCCUUAUGACAGGAAGCUGGGAUAAUACCGUUAAGUUUUGGGACACACGUCAAUCAAACCCCAUGAUGGUUUUACAAAUUCCCGAGCGCGUGUACUGUGCAGACGUAGUGUACCCCAUGGCCAUUGUUGGUACUGCACAGAGGGGGAUAAUUUGUUAUCAGUUAGAGAAUCAGCCUUCAGAAGUCAAGAAGUUAGAGUCACCACUGAAAUACCAGGUAAGAACUGAAAUUUCAGUAAUUUGGAAGAUGAAGAAGUCUAACGCCAGAACACUCAGAAAAAUUCUGAGUUCCAGCUGAGAAUCAAACCUGACCACGGAGCUACCAGACCACUGAGCUCCUAGAGGCUCUAUGGAGAGCAGGGUCGAGGUAUAACUACACCAGUCAUAGAAGACUGUAUUGGGGACUAAAUGCUCAAAAUCAGCCAUCCACCAGCAUACUGACAGCUGGCUUAAGAAACUUUGGUGCAAUUUCAAAUAGAUGUGAUCUCAAAUCAGGCCCCAUCACUUAAUCUGUAACAUCUCUCUCAAAUAUACUUUCAAAAUCUAACCCUUAAAUUUAGAUGCUUGCAUUGAAAAAUCAUUAAAAAAUCAAUGAAUUAUAGCAGAUUGAGUCACUAGCAGUUCUGUACUGUUUGAGGAUCUGGGUAUUACAGUAUAGUCACUGUCAUGGUGUAAUGCACGAUUAUCCUGUAAAACUUACAAUGCAGGAUAGUUCGUAAGUGUCAGUGGAAAGCAAUUAUUUCUCCCCCAUUAUAAAAAGAGUUAAGUCUGACAGUGACUACAAGUACUAGCUAGAAGUAACAGGAAUGGUUCCAGUCCCUCAUUACUUACUAAGGGUGAUCAUUCAUUUUUGAAUUUAGAUGUGAAUGUAGAUUCUUAUACUAAAUGUUUGCUAAUUUUUCGUUUUAGAAUCGCUGUGUGAGUAUUUUUAGAGACCCUAAGAGGAAUAAUCAGCCUGUUGGAUUUGCUCUUGGUUCUGUAGAGGGACGAGUUGCAAUCCAGUUUAUUGAGCCACAGAAUCCGUGAGUCUUCUUUUACAAACUAAAAAAAGGCCUUGGGUGGUUCUUCCAAGUGCCUUUAAUUCUUAUUUCUCCCUUAUUCUACUUUCAACUGGGAGUGACAUAAAUUAAUUGGUACGGAUUAGAUUGUUGCAAUCAAAAUUCCUGUUUAAAAUUAGGCUAUGUUCCGACUAUAUCGGUUUUACCGGUUUUCGUGCCAACGUGAAACUAUUAACUACUAUCCGGUAUAGUAUGAACAUCUAUCUGAUAUGUGACGCUCUGCUUUAAAGAUCAGUGCUGCGCAGCUUCACUCCAUUACAGAAACUGUGCGAAAAUCACUGUUCGUAUAUGUGAACAGAAGCCCUAUCUGGUAUGGUUUUGGUGCCGGUGCAAAUUUUGGAUCAUUAUACGUUUCUGGGAAACUGCCCACCUACCCCUCCCCUGAACCAACAUUAACACUUAGUUCUUACUUAGGGCAAAAUGUUGGCUUAGCGGAGGGGUAGGUGGGUAGUUUCACAGAAACGUAUAAUGAUCCCAAAUUCUACCUGGUAGGGUAUGAAUAUCAUAUUCUAACAGUAACCUUGUUCCAUAAGAAUGUUGAUUGGUUUACAAUGGACACCGGCUGACUGUCAUUCCCAUGUAGAAAUGACGGGGAUGCCUGUUGUCUCACGUAGGGGUAGAAAUUGCAGAUUUUUGUCUCAUUUGGCGCGUUUAGUUUUUUGCCACAGUGUUUGAGCCCAGUAGUCAGGAAUUCUUUCAUAUUUGGCUGGCAAGUAGCAGAAUGAAUCUGUCGGUACUCAAGGAUAGCUUCAUCUUUAGUGUUCUGUUGAGCAGGAUAGAAUGACGAACUAUAGGUGUACUAGCCUACGAAUGCAGACGCAUUUUCGGUCGUUGCUUCUCUCCUCCCGGGUGGUAGAAAUACGUCUGUGUUCGUUGGCUAAAUGUAUAAUACUUGGGUUUUAAUACUUAUUGUUACAGAAAAGAUAACUUCACAUUCAAGUGCCACAGAUCUAAUGGAACUGGAGCUAACGUUCAGGACAUUUAUGCCGUAAGCUUAAGUUACUGUAGCUUGUGAGAGAUGAUGGUUUUUUUAGCUUCUCUUUCAAUCUUACUGGCUAACUAGUUUCAAAAUGUUUCAUAUUGCGGGGUUGGGCCUGGUAGUCUGAAAUAUCAUCCGUCUGUUCGCUUCACCCCGCCAACGGGCGAAGCGACGGGAGGGGGGUGGGUGGGUGGGUGGGGCGAAGAGAUGGAAGACAUUUCCGACUAUGGGCCUGGGAGAAAAUGCAUGAAGAAACGUUUAUCGUGAGAAGGAUGUAAAAAAAUACCAUGUCGUAAGUAUGGGUCAGAGGAACACCCUGAGAAAACAACCAACAUUUCGCGAUGCCAGCACUGGUUUGCUCUCGAAAGGACCUCUGAGGAACGAACGUAGAAAUUCGAUACUGAUGACAUGUGAAUACACAGAUCUGGGUAGUGCUUCUGAUUGGACGUGCCGCGAGGAAAGUUUGCCUCAACCAAUCAGAAUCACAACCCCAGAUCUGGGUAGUGACACGUCAUCAGUAUGGACCGGAGUUUCUGCGUUCGUUUCUUAGACGUCAUUUCGCGAGCAAACCAGUGGUAGCGUCGCGAAAUGUUGGCUGUUUUCUCAGGCUAAACAAGAUUUGGACCCUAGAAUACUGGGAGGCAACCCUACCAUCUGGCCUACAUGCACAUGUGCAUAGAAACUCAUGUUACAUUAGGCCGGCGUCUGAACCGGGCCUACGAUUUUGUUCUCGUAAAUUCAAACUGCCUGUUUAAGUUACAGAAAAAAGAGUUCUUAUCCUACGAUUGUUUUAAAUUUUCUCAUAAAUUAAAAUAAGAAAACUUUUUCUUAAAUUGAGAGAUUCGGCGCAAUCUCGAAUUUAGAGUGAAUAGUACUGGGAUGAAAUGGACUCUAUAUAUAGUUGAUAUUUUCCAGACAGGAACGCUUCUGUAUCUGCUAGAGAGGAGAAGAAACACACUUCAUUUCUUUAACAUGCAUCCAUUGCUGUUUCUUAUUUUUCCUCAGGUGAACGAUAUCGCUUUCCACCCCGUACACUUUUGUUCGCUUGCCACGGUAGGAUCCGAUGGAAAGUUCAGUUUCUGGGACAGAGACGCUCGCACAAAACUUAAAGUAAGAACGUAACUGUUUCAUAACCAAAUUAGGGCGCUCUUCAAAUUAAUAAAGACAAACAAAUAAAACCAAAGUAGUUAUUUCGGUCUCUGAGAUCAGAUACCGCUCUGAACAUACAGCCGGUACCACACAAGCAAAGUCUAAGCAAGUCAUGGUUGGUUUCGGGUUUUUGGUUGCUGUUUGUUGUUGAACUCCAUCAUCGCCUAACAACGCAGAACCAAAGCAAUCGCUUACCAUUUCUUUCAACAUUCAAGUCGAAUGAUUCUAACAUGUUUGUAACGCAUUUAAGUCUAAGAACUGCCAAGCGCUACUCUACUUGAGAUCAGUUUUUUUCUUGGCUUUGUUCUGUUUGUUUCUAGCCUGCAAACAAGACCUCCUGUUUGGGCGAGUGAAACGGGUCUCGCGAGAACGCGCGAGCGAGCGGCGAAGCCGGGCGCCUCGCUCGCGCGUUCUCGCGAGGCUCGCUUCGCUUACCCAAACAGGAGGGCUUGCUCGCAGGCUACUUUGUUUCACAUUGUGAUGAUGAAACGAACAGUACAGUCAUUGUUGAAAGACUGAAUCCCGAAACCAUUGAGUUUUUUACAUGCUCGUUAAUUUAACAACCUUGUUUUCUUUGCCCCAUGCACUUGUCAAAUCCCACCCAAAUUUUCCCCAAUACUUGUGAACUCACCGUUCUUGAAUUUAACGUUGUAGACUUCUGAGCAGCUGAACAUGCCCAUAACAGCUUGUUGUUUCAAUUCAAGAGGAAAUAUUUUUGCUUACACGUCAAGUUAUGACUGGUCCAAGGUGAGCCGCACCACUCACAUCUAAACCAGGUUUACAAUCUUCCCCCCCCCCCUCCCUCUCCCGCACAGGGUUUUAAAUAAUAAUGCAAGAUUCAUUAGCUAUUUCAGUUCUCUACAAGCAGUUUCCUCCUUGUUCGAAUACUAAGUGAACUUCAGACAUCAGAAACACUUCCCUCUCACGGUCUUUUCCAAGACUAAACGGGGAGCAUAGAUUUAAAUACAGGGUGCUGGAGGCAAGCACUGAGAGCGAGCGGGGGAUGAUGGAAGGGGUAAACAGCCCUUCCCCUUUUUUCCCCUUCCUCCCCGCUUUCCUCAUUAAUUAUACUCUUUUUUAGCGAGUUGAAUAUUCUUAUUGUUCUGCUGAUAUAUAAGGCACAAAAUAUCCUGAAUCAUACGGUAUGGCAUUUCCUUCUUAAAAUGUUGCGGGGUAUCAGUUACAAGAGUUUGGUGCUUAGAUCCGUAUCGAACUCUCAUAAACAUCGAACAUUUGGCUACUGCAGGCUUUUUAACGGUGGUAAAAACAGACGAUUUUAUUUUAUUCAGUUUAUUAAACGCAAAAAUUAUAUUCUUUUCAAAUUCUUAGUCUCUGGUUUAUUCUUAAAAUAUUUCCAAAAUUUUGCAAAUUUCAGCCUCGAUAUUCUUAUAAAAAAAAUUCUUGCUAUAAAAGGGUGUCACUGAAAUAUCCCCAAAUAAGCGAUAGCGCGCGGCUGGGGAAGAGGAAGCCAAAAGUAUAUUCAUUGUAACAAGCUGUUUGCUUCUGUUUGUUCCAAGGGCCACGAAUUUUACAACCCCCAAGUCAAGCCCAAGAUCUUUCUUAGGAACUGCGCUGAAGAACUAAAACCGAGGAAGAAAUAGAAAUUAAGAAAAAUGAUAAUAGGCUUCGAUAUUGAAGAGGUACGCCACAAAGGCCAGUUUUAAAGAACAACUUUCGCAAUGCGAUGUAAAGAAUGCAUAAUCAAGCAGUAUUUAUGGUAAAACUCCUCUUCUUUGGUAUCUGGAAAGUUAAGGAAGAACCCGUCUACAUUACACUAACAGCCAGUGAAUUGUAACUGUGACAUCAGUGCCGUGGAAGUUUUCAAGUGACUUACAUGUGGGCCCGGGUAUAGGCGUACGUCGUUGUUAGACGGAUGGUCGUGUUUUGUUCGGGUGAUCCUCGCCGGAUAUCGUCGGUAUUCGACUUUCCUCGACAGAGACUAAACAUUGGAUCGUGCGAUGCUGUCAGAUGUGUUAGGUUGUUUUGUAAUUCAGUCUUUAAAAAGGCUUUUUUGUUCAAAGCGGGCCUUUCUCGUUUCAACCUCCCGUGAGGUAGCUUGAGGAAUGCUUUUGCAAAGUGUUAUCCUUACUAAGUUUUUUUCUCAUGCUGUUUAUUGACCAGCGAUCAGGCGAUUUUGUUUUCGGGGAAAGGAGAAAAAAGAAUGCCGUCUUUUUCCUCUCGUCUCCCAAACAAAAGGGAAGAAGGACCGCCUGAUCGCAGGUUAGCUGUUUAUAGAUCUUUUCUGGAGCGUCAGGGGGGUCUUUAAAGCCAAACUUAUGUUACGUUAGCCUCAAACUCCCUAGAAAACAGCUUUGCCUUACCGGGAUGAGGCCUGUCUCGUCAAAAGUUAGUUGACAAAGGUCUUAGAGCAUAGUCCUCAGUGCGCAUCUGUAUCAGUUACAUGAAAACGACUUUUAUUACAACCAUAAUUAUAAGUUGAACUCUGGUUAGGGGCCACACUAUCAUUGGUUUCAUCAGAACUCACCCACUACAGUUUGAUAGCCGACACAAUGUUAGGUCCUGGGGGGAGGGGGGAGGGUCCAGGGUUUCCGGAUCCCCCUAGCCCGCAAAAUCCACCCUUUAAAACAGAGAUAUCAAAAAAUCUUAACUUAAAAGCUUAAAUUGCUACUACUGAAAGAUGUAAGGAUUUACGUAUUUUAGUUUACUUAAAAAUAAUGUGAUAGUAGAAGCAUAGAAAUCUGGCAAUGAAUGGCUGUAAAACAGUUCCAACAGUUAGAACACUGAGUGACCCCCAUGCGAUGGAAAUUUUCAGCUAUCCAUCCUCAAACUUCUGCCUACUUUGUCUUCUUGACUCAGUUUCUCUGCUUGCUAGAAUUGGCUUGCAUUCUUCAAAAAUUAUUUAAACUUCGGCUCACCAUAACCAACUUUCAGCCCGGGGUUGUAAUGAUGUACAAUUGUGUCAGAAUAGCUCAGAAAUUUUCACCAACAAGCUACGUUUACGGUUUUGGAAUUAUAAACCUUCGAAGUUUCACUUCAAUAAGUUCUCAUUGCAGUAUUAAUGGUGAAAAGAAUACCAACGCUAAAAAGAUGUAGGGUCAAGUAGGACCGCUUAUUUAAAUGGAGUUUAACAAAACUCCGUUCUAAGCCAUCUUCAGUUGGCUCAACGCUUUUAUCUAAUCACCGUUUAUCGUGAACAGUUUCAUGACAGCGUUAAGCGUAGACUAUAAAAGCAUUGCUCUUAAAAUAACCCAAUUAGCAAGAGAUCUACAUUGAAAAGAUUUCUUAAUUAAUCGCGUACUUAGUUACACUUUGUUUAGUCUUCAUGGUUAAGUGAGACUUAAUUAAUUAAGUUAUAAUACAGCGAAUAACUGUAUUGAUAGGGGGUAGAAGCGGAAUCAUUUGAAUCUUGAUAUUCAUGAUUCCUGUCGUUUUUGCCUCAAUGAUUCAUGAUUCCUACAAGAAUUUGCCUCCAGAUUCAUGAUUCACGAAGACUUCUGAUCACCUAUUGAUUUAAUGAUUUUCUCGGGGGCAACUUAGUCUCGUUUUGUAUGUUAUUUGGUGUUCAAAUUUCUACUUCAUUUAGACUUGGUAUCAUCAUUCGUUUUGUCUUGGCAUGGAGUUUUUUGUAACUGAACAAUUGGAGAAACAAGCGGACUGUCUGCUCCGAAUGCACGAAUUAUAUAGGGGGUCCGGGGGCAUGUUCCCUGGAAAAAUUUUUGAAAAUUCGACUCUCGGAAACGCCAUAUCCUGCAUUCCCUGGAUCGAACGAAAUUAAUUCAUACGUGUAUUUUAUUGAGCUUUUCUCAGAGUCUCGUUAUUCAUGAUUCCCGAGCCGAAGUACAAAGAUUCAUGAUUCCCAAGUUUUUAAAACAAAGAUUCAUGAUUCUUACAUGUUUUGUAACUAUGGUUCAUGAUUCAUGAUUCCGCUUUCAUCCCCGAGUAUCGAUAAACGGGACUGGAAGGCGAAUUUAACGUAGGCGACAUUGUGAGGUCAUGAAUCUUCGUUCAAGAGCACCUCACAUUCUCGUGACCACAGCAGAGUCUUUCAUUGUUGCAUAAUCUGUCAGUUCCAAGCUACUGAACACCCUUAAAUAAUUCUUUUUAAUUUUGUCAGUUUACAAUACACAUGUUAUGUCUCUCCUCUAAUAAAUGAUCAUUAUUUUUC